Messenger RNA from Achroia grisella, 3497 nucleotides. RefSeq names its product vinculin (gene Vinc). The transcript has 26 exons. NCBI's taxonomy places the organism in Eukaryota, Metazoa, Arthropoda, Insecta, Lepidoptera, Pyralidae. Gene Ontology annotation, molecular function: actin filament binding. The coding region runs from base 97 to 2970 and encodes 957 amino acids. Gene Ontology annotation, biological process: cell adhesion. The record is from RefSeq and is a predicted model, not a curated record.
UUGUUUAUUUUGUGUUGUAUGUGAGAAAGUUUAUUAUUUAUUUGUGUUGAUUAUCUCAUGUUAUUGGGUGUUAGAUAGCCAGUGUGAUCUGCUAAAAUGCCUGUGUUUCAUACGAAGAUUAUCGAGAGUAUAUUGGAGCCGGUGGCCCAACAGGUUUCCCGUCUGGUGAUAUUACAUGAAGAAGCUGAAGAUGGCAACGCCAUGCCGGACCUGGCGCGGCCGGUGCAAGCCGUCUCGCUGGCAGUCAACAACCUCGUCAAGGUGGGCCACGAAACGAUCGAGUCUUCGGAUGAUGCGGUGCUGCGUCAGGACAUGCCGGGCGCACUUCUCCGCGUGGAGUCUGCCGCCGCGCUGCUGCAGCAGGCCUCCGAUAUGCUACGGGCCGACCCUUAUUCUGGACCCGCCAGGAAGAAACUGAUAGAAGGCUCCAGAGGUAUCCUUCAAGGCACGUCAGCGUUAUUGCUCUGUUUCGACGAGUCCGAAGUGAGGAAGAUAGUUAAGGAAUGCAAGAAGGUCUUGGACUACCUGGGCGUUGCGGAGGUGAUCGACACGAUGGAGGACCUGGUGCAGUUCCUCAGGGACAUCUCGCCGGCACUGUCCCGCGCCGCCAGGGAGGUGGCGGCCCGUGCAUCCGAGCUGACGCAUCCUCCGCAUGCAGAGACCCUCACGCGCUGCCUCGACAGCGUCAAGCAACUAGCGCCCGUCCUCAUCUGCUCCAUGAAGAUAUACAUACACAUACUUACCGAAGGUGGAAAGGGCAUAGACGAGGCAGCUGAAAACAGAAAUUAUCUGGCGCAGAGGAUGGCAGAUGAAAUACAUGAAAUUAUACGGGUACUGCAGCUGACGUCGUACGUGGAGGACGGUGGCGAGCGAGACAACAUCGCGGUACUGAAGGCGCUGCAGGCGCACAUACACAACAAGAUGCCCGCCGCGUACGAGUUCCUAGCAGAUCCGGACGCGCUGCGGAACAGCAGCGGGGAGCGCGCGCUGCGGUCGGUGCUGACGGGCGGGCAGCGCGCCGCCGACCACCUGGAGCGCGCGCCGGCCGACCGCGUGCGGGCCGCCGUGCGAUCUGGCGGCAUAAAUGCUGACUAUUUGUGUGAUGAGAGACAGAUGGGACACGGCAGAGAAACCAAGGCUCAGAACUUGGCGUCGGAUCUACGGAAGCAACUGAACGAAGUGGAUUCAAUUGUGAACGAGGGCGUGAAACUGGCGGAGAAGCAGGGAGGCAAGACCAUGCAGGCCAGGCUGGAGGCGGCGCACGCGUGGGUGGUGAACCCGGGGGCGGAGCCGGGCGUGCGGGCCGCCGCGCAGCGAGCCAUCACCAGCAUCGUCGCGCAGGGGCAGCGGAUCGCGGACGGUCUGCAGGGCCGUGAGAAGGCGGAGAUCCUGCAGCUGUGCGGCGACGUGCAGCGCGAGGCCGACGUCCUCGCAGACCUCUGCAGCAGCGGACGAGCAGACUCAGACCAGGCCCGCGCCACGGCCAGACGUCUGACGGAGAAGCUGCACGAGCUGAAGCGAGCCAUGGAGCGCGCGGUGGUGAACCGCGUGGUGGAGGACUUCAUCGACGUCGCCGCGCCGCUCAGGCACUUCACGGAGGCUGUGGAGGCGCCGGAAGGUACACCUGGUCGGGACGCGAACUUCCAAGAGAAGGCUGCGGCGCUGCAGGCCUUCAGUGCUCGGGCGGCGGCCGCGGGGGGCAUGGUGGCCGCACGCAGCGCCAGCAACAAGCGGCUCGCGGACCAGCUGCUGCACGUCGCCGCACAGGUAGAAAAGCUGUCGCCACAGCUGAUCUCUGCUGGAAAAAUUCGCUUCCUCUAUCCAGAGAGUAAGGUAGUCACUUCGCCACACUGCGCAACACUACACUACACACUACGAGCACGUGACCUGUGCGACCAGGCACUCGACCCACUCGACUUCGUGCGCACUGCUGGUGAACUAAUGCAGAAACAUACGUACUUGUGUGAAGACGCUAUACGUAACAACGACUCACAGAAAAUGGUGGACAACACGUCCGCUAUCGCUAGGCUCGCGAACCGCGUGCUGCUGGUGGGCGGCGCGGAGCGCGACAACACCGAGGACGCGGAGUUCGCGCGCGAGCUGGCGGCCGCGCACCAGCGGCUGCAGGCCGCCAUCCCCCCCGCGGUGCACGCCGCCAAGGGGGUCGCCCUCGGGGACACCGCGCGCGGGCCCGCCUGGCGCGCCGCCAACGCUGAGAUCAUGAAGGCCACGGGCCAGGUGGAGAGCGCGCUGAGCGGGCCGGCGCCCCCCGCGCCCCCCGCGCUGCCGGCCGCGCUGCAGGCGCUGCACGUGUCCGGGCAGCCCGCGCCGCCCCGCCCGCCGCCCCCCGCGCACCCCGCCGCGCCCGCCGCCGCGCCCCCGCGCCCGCCGCCGCCCGCCGACACCGACGACGAGGGCGAGGAUAUCUUCCGCCGCCAGCCGCACCCCAGCCAGCCCAUACUGGUGGCGGCUCACAACCUGCACAAGGCGGUGCGCGAGUGGUCGUCGAAGGACAACGAGAUCAUCGCGGCCGCCAAGCGGAUGGCCAUCCUCAUGGCACGACUUUCGGAGCUCGUGCGAUCAGACUCCAAAGGCAGCAAGCGUGAGCUGAUAGCGACGGCGAAGGCCAUCGCUGAAGCUUCCGAGGAGGUGACCAGGCUCGCCAAGAAACUGGCGCUCGAGUGCACCGACAAGAGGAUCAGAACGAACCUGUUGCAAGUGUGCGAGCGCAUCCCCACCAUCGGCACUCAGCUCAAGAUACUGUCCACCGUCAAAGCCACUAUGCUCGGCGCACAAGGCAGCGAGGAGGACCAGGAAGCUACUGAGAUGUUGGUCGGCAACGCGCAGAACCUGAUGCAAAGUGUGAAGGAAACUGUGAAGGCAGCUGAGGGCGCGUCCAUCAAGAUCCGGACGGAGCAGGAUGGAUACAGGCUGCGCUGGGUGCGCCGCUCGCCCUGGUACCAGAUAUAGGAGCCGCCAGAUGACAUCACCUAGAAUUCCAACGGCAUCUGUCACCUGAACGUCCGUACACGCAGCGGAAUAUUUACUCUACAGUCCGAACCUGUAGUUAUAUACUUUAGUUACGAUCAAUAUGCCAUCUUGACUUCUAGUCACCGAUACUGACUAACCUUUACUAAUAUUUGACGUUUAAUUAAUAUGAAAAGAGGUACCCUUAAUCCUUGCACAGAAGCUAAUAAGUUUGAAGAUCUGAAGUCUCCAAUAUCUACAGUAUAAGGACCUGGAAGUUUUCGUUCGAAUUUCAUAUUUUUGGGCUUUUAUUGUCAUUUACGACAAUUAGGGGAUGAAAACUGAUGCCUUUUCAAUAUAUAUAUUACGAUAUGGCUUAAAUAUGAAAUUGUAUAUAUAACCAAAUACAAACUACGUAUAAUAACUUAUGACUUACGCAAAUACGGCUGUAUAGAUAAGUCCCUUUGUGUAUUGCUUUAAAAAAAAGUUCCCACUCAGAUAUAUUUUUUUGUUAUAUUGAAAGUAUUAUA